Heterobilharzia americana is the source of this 356-nucleotide messenger RNA. Lineage: Eukaryota; Metazoa; Platyhelminthes; Trematoda; Strigeidida; Schistosomatidae. The record is from the annotation of a GenBank genome assembly.
UAUGCAGCCAUGGUCAUGCUUGUCGAGAAGACAAAGUCCAUGUCACAACACAAACGAUUGCAUCAUAUCUCACUGUGUUUAUCAAUUUACAUGUAUGUGUGUACGAACAUGGAUUGGGAGUAGUAAUCGUGAUAUUCAGUUGAGGAUAAUUGAACAUGUACCUACGUGGCUUCAGAAACAAAUGACUUCAACAGAUCCGAUAAGUGCAGAUGACAAACGUCCGUCUUCAUCUGCUGGUAAACACAUACUAGAAACGACUCAUAUAGUGGACAUGAAAACAGCUUUUAAAGUAUUAGAUAAAAGUGGUCAGGGUUGAGGGCUUAAAUCUAUUGAAACUCUUGUCAUCUGUAAAUUCA